ACAAUGGAAGAGCGUGAGUAUUAGGAGUAGUCCUCAGGGUUGUAGUCAUGACUUGUCUUGCAUUAUUCUUGAUGUGUUCUCAAUGCAGAUUUGGGCGUCACUCCAAAGAUGAACCAUCUAUCCUGACUCCUCUAGCGCAAUGUUGCAGAAUCCGUCACUCCACCUGGCUGCGUCUGCGUCUGCUGUCUCUUCCAAAGUAUCGUCUCAGUGAUGUCAUGAGGGCCUCACUUUCCAAUGAUCCCCUCCACAAAGUGGCUCCAUUGCUAUCGGAAAACCACCUUACUGCUCUGGACCGGCGUUUGAAAACUGUGUUGGAGACUGUAGACCGUUGCCUUAAGAGAGCCACUGAGGAUGGCGGGCGUGAUGGGGUACUGUACCAUGACAUUGCCAACUUGAAAGACAUGAUCACACCUGCUGGGUAGGACGGAUUGUACCAAUCCCUGGAUUUUUAAGUAUAUGGUCGAUGUCACACUAGUACAUGCAAAAGCUUGUGAGCAGUUUAUCAAGUUCUUGAAUUGUUUGCCCAGCAAAAGUAAAUCAGGCUGUAUCUUAGGGGGAAAUUAGUAAAAAGGCUUUGACACUUAAAAAAUAUGUAAUUCUGUAAUCUUAACAAUGUAAUGUAAUGUAACUCAAAUGUUUUAUGAUGAGUAUAAAUACAGUAUGAAAGUAUGUAAUGAUGGAUCACAUUUUUGGUAAGAUUUUUAACCAAUGUGAGAAUUUUCAGCAAUUUCUCUGGAAGUAUGUGAAAUUGCUGGUCUCCCAAAUGUUCAACACAGUAAUGCAAAAAAUAGAAACAAAACUUAAGUUUUGAAGGUAAAGGGUUGUACCUAUGUGUGAAAUAAAGGGGAGCUGAUUUAGGACAACUUCCUAGAGAUGC
This is a messenger RNA of Labrus bergylta (ballan wrasse), 877 nucleotides long. NCBI's taxonomy places the organism in Eukaryota, Metazoa, Chordata, Actinopteri, Labriformes, Labridae. The record is from RefSeq and is a predicted model, not a curated record.